AUGGGCAUCGUGCACGCCAACAACCGAGAGCCUGGGACUUUUGAUCCAGCGCCAAUUCUUUCACAAGAAGGUCUGAAUCAAGACAACGCUCGCCCAACUGUAGCUCACGACGAGGUCUUUGGCGAUAUCACAGAAGAUGGACCCAACUACCGAGAUGUUGGUUGGCUAGGCACUUCUGCACUCAUGAUGAAGACCCAAAUCGGGCUGGGCAUCCUCUCGAUCCCAUCGGCGUUCCACACUCUGGGUCUCGUCCCCGGCCUCAUAUGUCUGCUCGUCAUUGGAGGCAUCACCACUUGGUCUGACUACAUUAUUGGGACAUUCAAGCUCAACCACCGUGAGGUAUACGGUAUUGACGAUGCAGGCGGUAUCUUGUUUGGACGUUUCGGACAAGAGUUCCUUGGGAUCAGCUUUUCUUUGUUUACCAUUUUUGCUUCUGCAUCGGGAAUAUUGGGCAUCUCUAUCAGUUUCAAUGCUUUGUCGACGCAUGGGACAUGCACAGCUACUUUUGUCGCAGUGGCCGCAAUAAUCGUCUUUCUAUGUGCUAGCAUCCGCACCCUGGGUCGCAUAAGUUGGCUUGCAUGGGUGGGAGUAAUCUCUCUCCUGGCAGGCGUCUAUGUCGUUACCAUCGCCGUCAGCAUCCAAGACCGACCCUCAGCAGCUCCAAAGAUAAAUCUCCAACACGAAUGGAAGUCCGACUACCAGCUAUAUGAAAAGCCGAGCUUCACGGAAGCAAUGUCGGCUCUCUCGACGAUGGUCUUUGCCUAUGCUGGCACACCCCUGUUUUUCCCUAUUACUGCAGAGAUGCGCGACCCUCGCCAUUAUACCAAAGCGAUGCUGCUCUGCCAGUCCGUUGCGACAGCGACAUAUAUCAUUGUGGGAGUUAUCAUUUACUACUACUGUGGCUCCUAUGUUGCCUCGCCUGCUCUGGGUUCAGCUGGCAAGACUAUUAAGCAAGUUGCUUACGGCCUUGCUUUGCCAGGUCUGAUUGUUGGUGCAACCAUCAAUGCUCAUGUCACAGGAAAAUACGUCUUCGUUCGAGUCCUUCGAGGCUCAAGACAUCUCACAGCCAACACCCUCACUCACUGGGCUACGUGGCUAAGCCUGACCUUUUCUGCGGCCUUGCUAGCCUACAUAAUAGCGAGUGCGAUUCCUGUCUUUGGAAGUCUCGUAUCUCUUGUUGGAGCUCUCCUAGGUACACUGCAAACGUUUCAGCCAUAUGGUUGCUUCUGGUUAUACGACAACUGGAGCGCAGGCAAGCAGGAGAAAUCCCUAAAGUGGGUUCUUAUGGUUGUAUGGAGUAGUUUUGUUAUUCUUUCUGGAACAUUCCUGAUGGUCGCUGGAACAUAUGGAUCUGUUAUUGGUGUCAUCGACUCUUAUAAGGUGUCAGAGGGAUCGGCUGCCUUUUCGUGUGCUGACAACUCCAACUCUGUGUAA
Molecule: messenger RNA, 1434 nt
Organism: Fusarium fujikuroi IMI 58289
Lineage: Eukaryota; Fungi; Ascomycota; Sordariomycetes; Hypocreales; Nectriaceae
Product: related to neutral amino acid permease
Exons: 5
Coding region: 1-1434 (477 amino acids)
Biological process (GO): amino acid transmembrane transport
Cellular component (GO): vacuolar membrane
Molecular function (GO): amino acid transmembrane transporter activity
Source: RefSeq, a predicted model, not a curated record